CCUACAACACAGCAGUCGCCUCAGGAUGAGCAGGAAAAGCUCUUGGAUGAAGCUAUACAGGCUGUGAAGGUCCAGUCAUUCCAGAUGAAGAGAUGCCUGGACAAAAACAAGCUUAUGGAUGCUCUGAAACAUGCUUCUAAUAUGCUUGGUGAACUCCGGACUUCUAUGUUAUCGCCAAAGAGCUACUAUGAACUUUAUAUGGCUAUUUCUGAUGAACUACACUACUUGGAGGUCUACCUGACAGAUGAGUUUGCUAAAGGAAGAAAAGUUGCAGAUCUCUAUGAACUUGUACAGUAUGCUGGAAAUAUUAUCCCAAGGCUUUAUCUGUUAAUCACAGUUGGCGUUGUAUACGUCAAGUCAUUUCCUCAGUCCAGGAAAGAUAUUCUGAAAGAUUUGGUAGAAAUGUGCCGUGGUGUGCAGCAUCCCUUGAGGGGUCUAUUUCUUCGAAAUUACCUUCUUCAGUGUACCAGAAAUAUCUUACCUGAUGAAGGAGAGCCAACAGAGUAA
Molecule: messenger RNA, 507 nt
Organism: Propithecus coquereli (Coquerel's sifaka)
Lineage: Eukaryota; Metazoa; Chordata; Mammalia; Primates; Indriidae
Product: vacuolar protein sorting-associated protein 35-like
Exons: 4
Biological process (GO): retrograde transport, endosome to Golgi; intracellular protein transport
Cellular component (GO): late endosome; retromer, cargo-selective complex; retromer complex
Source: RefSeq, a predicted model, not a curated record